Molecule: messenger RNA, 766 nt
Organism: Dipodomys ordii (Ord's kangaroo rat)
Lineage: Eukaryota; Metazoa; Chordata; Mammalia; Rodentia; Heteromyidae
Gene: Ropn1
Product: rhophilin associated tail protein 1
Exons: 5
Coding region: 9-647 (212 amino acids)
Source: RefSeq, a predicted model, not a curated record
AGCAAUCAAUGCCUCAGACAGACAAGCAAAUAUGCAUCCCACCCGAGCUGCCCGAGCUGCUGAAGCAGUUUACCAAAGCUGCCAUCCGGACCCAGCCUCAGGAUCUCAUCCAGUGGGCGGCCGAGUAUUUUGGGGCCAUGUCCCGUGGAGAGAUUCCUCCUGUGAGAGAGAGAUCUGAGCGAGUCGCUUUGUCCAACUGGGCAGAGCUAACACCUGAGCUCUUAAAGGUCUUGCACUCUCGGGUUGCUGGCAGACUGAUCAUCCAUGCAGAUGAGCUGUCCCAGAUGUGGAAGGUGCUGAAUCUCCCAACAGAUUUAUUCAACAGUGUGAUGAACGUGGGUCGCUUCACGGAGGAGAUUGAGUGGCUGAAGUUUUUGGCUCUUGCUUGUAGCUCUCUUGGAGUUACCAUUGCGAAAACUCUCAAGAUAGUGUGUGAAGUUUUGUCCUGUGACCAUGAUGGAGGACCUCCUCGGAUCCCUUUCAGCACCUUCCAGUUUCUCUACACAUACAUUGCAGAAGUAGAUGGGGAAAUCUCUGCAUCCCAUGUCAGCAGAAUGCUAAACUACAUCGAACAUGAAGUAAUUGGUCCUGACGGUUUGAUCAAGGUGAAUGACUUUACCCAAAACCCCAGGGUUCGGCUGGAAUAAAAGCAGUUUGGGCAAUUUUACAGGAAGAUACAGAGAUGAUGUACUUCAGAAUGGCUGAAGCCACACACCAUCCAGUCAAUUUUCUUGUACAACUGUACACACUAAUAAACAAUUAGGCA